This is a messenger RNA of Columba livia (rock pigeon), 6186 nucleotides long. RefSeq names its product catenin alpha 3 (gene CTNNA3). The record is from RefSeq and is a predicted model, not a curated record. Bases 2629 to 4221 code for a protein of 530 amino acids. Gene Ontology annotation, biological process: cell migration; cell-cell adhesion. Gene Ontology annotation, cellular component: adherens junction; fascia adherens. The transcript has 12 exons. Lineage: Eukaryota; Metazoa; Chordata; Aves; Columbiformes; Columbidae. Gene Ontology annotation, molecular function: cadherin binding; beta-catenin binding; actin filament binding.
ACUAGAAUUUAACCAAUAAUUAAUGUAAAUCAGAGUUUGACCUAAAUUUCUCAACAUGCUAUUCAAAAGGUUGAAAGGAACAUUUUCCUACAUAAAUCUAAGCAAAAGCUAGUUAUGGAUCUCCAGAAAUCAUAAGAAUCAUAUUAUAUCAUACAGUCUGUGGAAAAUGCUGUAUUACAGAUACAAUGUACGUGUCUUUAUGUUAUUUUAUGCUUAUUGUGAACUGUCACGAAUGCAGAACAGGCGUAAUCCUUCAUAUGUUCACAGAAGUUUCUUUUAAUUUCGCUUCCUAGUUAUCUCUUAAAAUUUUAGGACAAGACCUUUAAAAUGUGAUCUCAGUUCCUGUAGCAUGCAACAAUUUAAAUAAUUUGUUAAAAGGUAAAUAAUCUGUUAAGAUCAUUUUAAAGUAGUGUUCACACUACUACAUUUGGUCUGUGUAAGAGCACCAAGUUACAAGGAUCCUUUGGUAAAUCCAGAAAUCUGAUUGUUUGGCAUGCUUAUAGGCCAAUUAAUCUGUGAAUUUUUGAAAAGGAAUAUAGUUUGUGUUUAAAAUAAUAACUAUUAAAGAAUGAAUUUGGCACUUACAUCUGGCAGUUAAAUGAUAAAACAGUAGAGACUGAUACUAUUAAUAUGGGUACACAGUGUUAAUAUCAUGCUUUUCCUCUGGAAACAUUUUCUGUAGGCAUACUGUUCUUAUCUAAAGAUACUUGAUGAUUCAUCAAGCACAUUGAGAGGAUAAUUGUAUGAUACAGCUAUUUGUUUCUUUUUUUGGAAGCUGAAAUUUCCUUCUGUUCUGUAAGUCAUAGUAGUUAACCAAGUCCAAAGCUGUUCUAAUGAGACUGUUUUCUUUGACUUAUCCUGUUGUCAUUAGGAUAAUGAAGCAUAGGGACUAAGGUAAUCCGGGUAUAUCAGAUGUUUUUUUCAUUUCAUACAUAUUGUACUUGUUGAUAUUUUCUUUUUAUUUAUUGAGGGCCCAAGUAUGGGUGGGAUUUACAACUGAUUUAUUUAAUUUUCUGUCAAUUCAAGUUGCUCUUUUAGUCCCUGUACCAGAUAAAGAUACUUUUGUAUUUUUACUCCAAGUUUAGCUGCAAUUUUUGUUGAAUGCAACAAAAUUCUUCAACCUGCCUGGUGGUGCUUUACACAUGGGUUAGCUAUGUGGGAUUUCUUUAGCUCUGGUUGGCUUGGAACGUUAUUUUCUUGUAGGAGAUGUCUAUUGCGAUAUUUGUCCUAGGUUGGAUCAGGUUUGCUGUUAAAUAUUGGCAAAUUUAAUAAGACAUCAACCUGUAGUAGCCAGAGCAUGUGAGAUGAUGCAGGUGUGGUGUGUAUUAAUCCAAAAGAUUGCUGUGAGAUUGUUGCAAGAACCCAUCAGGGGAAUUCUACAUCUUGCAGGAAUAAAACCACGUGAUUGUAAGUCAAAUGGUCUGAAAUUCUUGGACUCUUGAAACAAAAUUGUGAUUAUCUUUUCUAUUUCAGAAAUGGUUAUGGUUUUAGAGUUACAUAGUGCAGACAAAGGGGAAAAGAAUAAUACAUAUCCCAGUCCACUUACUUGAGAAAGUCAGGAAGCAGCUUUUAAAAUAUGGUAAAAGGAGGAAGUGUAACCUAAUGUGCUGCAUGACACAGUGUCUGCACAAGGUGGCAAAGCUGAGGAGGGAAGCAGAAAGGAAAAAAUACAAAAGAUUUAAAAGUAUGAAGUGUUACUCUAGGGUUAAACAACAGGAGUCUGCUUAUACAAUUAAUAUUGAUCUCAAUGGAAAAACUCUCAUCAAGGAUAAUUUAUGGCUAUAACGGGACUGGAUUAAAUAAGAUUUUCAAUGAGAAGAUGAUCAUGUGUCAGUUACAUUAUUUCAGAGCUCUAACUCACUGAAGAAUAGAUGACAGAUUCAGCAGACAGUUCUGAUUUAUCACUGUAUUCUGGGCUCAACUAUUAAUAAUUUCAUGAAGUUAGGACUUGAGCUAUAAAAAUUAUGCCAGCCAUUUGUUAACACAGUGCAGUUUAAGGACCAAGUCAUGAUUCCCUUCCUCUCCUUGGGAACGUUGCUGUAGUCCACAAGCAAGCGCAUUUUCUAUGUAAAACUUCAUGUGAGUCUGUGCAUAUGUUCGCAUGGUAUAUUUGUGCCUAAUGCCCAGAGUGAGGCACAGAGUUUUCCUUGCUCACUCUCCACAAAGGACGUGCUUUUGCUUCUGUCUUCAUCCUGGUGGUGGAUGGUUCACAAAACAAAGCCUACCCACUGUCAUUUCAGUUCUUUUCAGUCACACUCAUGAGUUGUACUAGUCAGCUGCUCGGAAGUUUUUUUUAUCUGGAUAUUCCUGUCAUUUCUUGCUGUUAUACUGGUUGCAUUACUUUUUUAAGCUUUCUAUCUGAGUGCUGCUAGUGGGAGCUGCAUGACUUCAGAGACACCCCACACAGUAAGUGCCACCUUCACAAAUGCUUUGCGAGCAGCUGGUUUGCCAGGAAGCUCUGGGAGCUGCGCUGACACUGGCAGCCCCCAGUGCAUCUCUAAAGCCCCUGGCUCUGGCUCACCUGGGAAGUGUUCAGCUUUAACAGGAUCCUUGCCAAGGACUUGAGUGCCUAAAUUCUGCACUGACAAGAAAGAGAGAAGUAACACCUUGAAUGUUGCAAUAGAUAGUAUGUGCAAGAAGACAAGAGACCUCCGCAGACAGCUCCGUAAAGCCAUUAUAGAUCACAUCUCAGACUCCUUCUUAGAUACCACCGUGCCACUUUUAGUUCUCAUUGAAGCCGCUAAAAAUGGAAGAGAGAAAGAAAUAAAGGAAUAUGCUGCUAUCUUUCGAGAACACACCAGCAGGCUGGUGGAGGUUGCUAAUCUUGCUUGUUCAUUGUCAAAAAAUGAAGAUGGAACGAAAAUUGUCCAAAUGGCAGCUAAUCAUAUACAGACUUUGUGUCCACAGGUUAUUAAUGCUGCUUUAGCUCUUGCUGCCAGACCAAAAAGCCAUGUUGUAAAGAGCACCAUGGAGAUGUAUAGGAGUACGUGGGAGAAUCACAUCCAUGUUCUUACUGAAGCUGUGGAUGAUAUAACAAGUAUCGAUGACUUUCUUGCUGUAUCAGAAAGCCAUAUUCUUGAGGAUGUAAACAAAUGUAUCAUUGCACUGAGAGAGCAAAAUGCAGACAAUUUAGAUCAUGCAGCGGGUGCAAUCCGAGGACGUGCUUCAAGAGUAGCUCAUAUUGUUUCAGGUGAAAUGGACAAUUAUGAACCAGGGGCUUACACUGAAGGAGUGAUGACAAAUGUUCAGUAUUUGACCAAGAAUGUGAUUCCGGAGUUUAUUAGUCAAGUAAAUAUUGCAUUGGAGAGCAUAAGCAAGAAGACAGUGCAUCUCUUUGAUGAUAACCAGUUUGUGGACAUUUCUAAGAAGGUAUAUGAUACAAUUCACAACAUCAGAUGCUCAGUCAUGAUGAUUCGGACACCUGAGGAGCUAGAAGAUGUAUCUGACCUUGAAGAAGACUAUGAUGCACGUAGCCGUACAAGUAUUCAGACUGAAGGGAAGACUGACAGGGCUAAGAUGACUCAACUGCCAGAGGCUGAAAAGGAAAAGAUAGCUGAGCAAGUGGCCGACUUCAAAAAAGUCAAGAGUAAGCUUGAUGCAGAGAUUGAAAUAUGGGACGAUACCAGCAAUGACAUAAUUGUUUUGGCCAAGAGGAUGUGUGUGAUUAUGAUGGAGAUGACUGACUUCACAAGGGGUAGAGGACCACUGAAGAACACAUCUGAUGUAAUUAAUGCAGCAAAAAUGAUUUCAGAAUCAGGAUCAAGGAUGGAUGUCCUGGCACGGCUGAUUGCCAAUCAGUGUCCAGACCAAUCAUGCAAACAGGACUUGUUGGCUUACCUAGAACAGAUCAAGCUGUACUCCCAUCAGCUCAAAAUCUGCAGUCAAGUUAAAGCGGAAAUACAGAAUCUAGGUGGAGAGCUCAUCAUGUCUGCUUUGGAUAGCGUCACUUCACUAAUUCAGGCUGCCAAAAAUUUAAUGAAUGCUGUGGUGCAGACAGUGAAGAUGUCCUAUAUUGCAUCCACAAAGAUUAUCAGGAUUCAGAGUCCUACUGGCCCACGACAUCCUGUUGUGAUGUGGAGAAUGAAGGCUCCAGAGAAGAAGCCCCUAAUUAAAAGAGAGAAACCAGAAGAAAUCUAUGCAGCUGUCAGAAAAGGUUCUGCAAAGAAGAGAAUCCAUCCUGUUCAAGUCAUGAGUGAAUUUAGAGGCAGAGAAAUAGUCUAAUAUUCUGCCACUUUUUGUGUUCCUGUAUUUGAAUUUCUGAUGAUUUUUCAUCUUUUUAUCCACUUAUUUAAUAACUACAUGUGUUAAUAUUUUGGUUUUUCUUAAUCUGUAAGAUAACACUUGCUUAAAUUAUUUGAAAAUUUUCUUGGAUUAACUACAAGCGCACGGUUGGAAAAAACAUAGCCAUUCUCUUGCAGUGACAAACUCUCCUGUGUUUACACUGGCAUGUUGGCAGCAGAGCACUUUGAGCGAUACGGUACGGGACUGUGGGAACGGAGGAUGCAGUGUGCCAGCCUGCCCAAGUCACACUGCACUCACUAGCCUUAGGUGUUUUUUCACCAGGGAUGAUUGUGGCCAGUGCUACACUACAUGUAUUUUAAACGUGUGCUGUGAUCAGAUCAGCUGGACUGCUUGUUGCUAGCUGAGUCUGGGUCCUCAACUUUUAUCUAGAUUGAAAUAUCUAAAGAUCUCCCCUCUUCCAAGGCCCAGCCUUGGAAAUAUAAGUUCAAAAACGUUUGAUGAAACACAAAAAGUGUUUUCAACGACACAGAUGUAAUAAGGUAAUUUAAAAAAGCAUUGACUGCAACAUAGCAGUAAUAAUAGCUCUUCAAAAGCCUUCUGAAACAUUAGCAUUAAUCUGUGUUCUGCUUCCUGCUCUAUUCUGUGAGCCCCAAUAAAUCUGCUGACUGUUACAUUUGCAAGUUCAGAUAAAUCAGCUAUUAACAACAAAAAACUUUUCUACUCAUUGCACAAAAGAACAAAUAUGAAAUGCAUCAUUAUUCUGAGCUCGGUGUGUGAAAUACACAUACACAUAUCUUGAAUCUUAGGCCUGAUGAGAUUUUUGCAAGGUAACUGCAGUGAUUUAAGUUACUUUUCUUAUGACAGUAGAGUCAUAAAAGCAGGACUCUGCUGGUAAGCAACUUGCUAAAUGACUGCAGUGAAGAUAAGUGCUGUUAGUCUGUGAUCACCACUAGGCUUCUGUAAGACAGUGAAACAAAAAUCUCCUAAAAUCUGUUUGAAUCAGAAAGCCACUCCAACUCAUUUCUUUUUUUAAAGAAUUUAACUUGUGUUCUCUGACAUGUCACUAAGUUUUCCCAGACUCCACUUGUUACCAAAGAUGCCUUUGCUUAGCAAUUAAGUAGAUCCUUCGGUAUGUUUUUUGUAUUUGCUAAGGCGAAAGGGCUUCCUCAAAUGCCAGAACUUCAUGAUGCGUCACUGAUUGCCAUUACGAGGCAGCUCCAGACUAUAGGCUGCUGCUCCGUGUCACUUGUUACCAUGUUUUGCACAGUAGUGCACCUACUUAGCACAAUGUGGGCAGUAAAAAUAACAAUUAACUAUGUUUUUCUUAUUGGGGGCGACUCUGUUUCUAAGCUCAGGACAGCAGAGCAGUAAAAUUUCUUGGUGGUUGGUUAAGAAACUGUGGAAUCUAUAAUCAAAAAUUUUACAGAUCACUGUUCCACCUUGCAUAAUUUACUAUCUGUUAAAUGAAACAAAAGGAGAAGUUUGGAAGAAAAAUUGCUUCUUUCCAACUCAGAUGCCCUCCAGCAUGUUUGCAUCAAGAUCUUAGUAACAUGUAUAGGUCUUUGCUAGUCCUCUUAGGGCUACAGAGUGGAAAGCAACUAACAGUCCAGGAGAGCAGACAGAGCUAAUACAGAGCAGGUCAUAUCACCUACUUUCAGCAGGUCUGCUGGCAGACUGAGCAGAGCCAAGAUAAAGAUUCUUUGUGGUACAGAGAUCAGGAAAGUGUAUGUUCCAGUCACACCUUAAAGCCAAAAUCCCCAUGUAGUAUCUGAGGUUCUGGCCCACUCCUCAGACUGCCUCCUCCCCCAGCAAUGUUCAGGUCCAGAAGCCAGCAGGUGAGUUGACAAAAACCUUGUGUGAUAUAGGUCACCUCAACAUCAAAUGUUUGUAACUAAUGUCUUGUUAUCACAUUGUUAAUAAAAAGCAUGUACACCGCUGAGGAGA